Alligator mississippiensis (American alligator) is the source of this 4945-nucleotide messenger RNA. RefSeq names its product zinc finger protein 585A-like. NCBI's taxonomy places the organism in Eukaryota, Metazoa, Chordata, Crocodylia, Alligatoridae. Gene Ontology annotation, biological process: regulation of DNA-templated transcription. The record is from RefSeq and is a predicted model, not a curated record.
CAAUCGCGCCGCGCAUGGCUUGCAAAGCAGGCUGGGAAGGGCCAACAGCCCCCCCCACACUCCGCCCCGAGCAGGACGUGCCCGGCGGGGAGGUGUUCCUGGAGACUGGACACUGCCGACAGGCACCGUACACGAGUCUACAGAGAGCGAGAGCCCAGGCUCCCAUACAGGGAGAUCCCUGCUGCGGAGACGUGGCUGCUGCGCUGGAGAGCGUGGCAGCCGUGGGCCUCCCCUUCCCAGCGGGAGCUGGAGGAGCAGGACGCAGGAGGUGUGCAGGCAGGAGGGGCUGAGGGUGCAGAAGUCCCUCGUGUCGUCCAGACCGGAGCCAGUCCAGCACCAAGAGCUCUGGGGACAGGACGCGAUGCAGGCCAUGCAGCCCCCUUGCGAGGCCGAGCUGCCCUCCGCGACCCCACAGCUGGCACUGCGGGAUGAGUUCCCCACCCUAGAGCCCUGGCGCCAGCUCUUCCGUGGCCUGCGCUACCGGGAAGCCGAGGGCCCAGGGAGGAUUUGCAGCCACCUGUGGGAGCUGUGCCGGCGCUGGCUGGAGCCCCAGCGCCGCAGCAAGGAGCAGAUGCUGGAGCUGGUGGUGCUGGAGCAGUUCCUGGCCAUCCUGCCCCCGGAGAUGCGGAGCUGGGUGUGCAGGUGCCGCGUGGAGACCUGUUCCCAGGCCGUGGCCCUGGCCGAGGGGUUUCAGCUGGGGCAGGUGGAGGACGAGAAGCUGCACGUCACCGUGUGUGUGAAGGUCGAGGAGGGGUCCUCAGACCAGAUGCAGCCCCCGGGGACCCUGCCGGAGUUUGCUGAUUCCCAGGUGCAGCAGCUGAAGGCUCAUCAUAAGGACAGGCCUCUGGAGGAGGCAGGAGAACAGGAAACCCCAGAGCCCGAGGUCGAGCUGCCUCAUGUCCCCAAAGAGGAGCCCCCACCAAACCCGGAGCCAGGCACUGGGACCCUGAGCAGAGCGGAUCAGCAGCCUCCCGAGGAAGGGCUUGUAAAGCUGGAGCUGCAGAGACCCUCCCCAGCGAGACGGGGACAGAGCGGCUCCCUCACUCCUGGGCUGGGCCAGCUGCAGGAGGGCCAGGGCAGGCUGGCAAGGCAGAGGGACAGCAUGGAGCUCCGGGCAGUGUUUGAGGACGUGGCAGUGUAUUUCACACGGGAGGAGUGGGAGCUGCUGGAAGAGGAGGACAAGGGGCUUUACCGGGACCAGAUGCUGAUGAACCACCAAGCCCUCGUUUCCCUGGCAGGAUAUCGAGGCCCUGCCCCUGACUUAAUCUGCCGCAUCCAGCGAGGACAGGUGGAGCUCUGGGUCCGUGAUGAUGAGGACUGUGGGGAAAUGCAGAAAUCAGAGGAUGUGCUGCCAGGACAUGCCUGGUUGCUGAGCAGAACUGAGGAGCAGGCUCCUGAGGAAGGGCCUGGAAAGCUGGAGCCACCAUGGGCUUCCCUGGAGAGUGUGGGUGAGGUGGAUUCCCUGAGCCCAGUGAAGGACCAGUGGCACAAGGGCCAGGGGAUGCCCCCAAAGCUGGAGAAUGUAGCAGUGAAUGUGGUCCCAUCUCUAGUUGGGCAUUUGAGUGAAGAAGGGAAAGAAGCAAGAAAAAGCCCAAGGUGCAGGGAUGAAUAUGUCAUGCUGAGACACCUGAAGAGGCAGAAAGCAAAGGUGCACUGCAGAGAGACACUGCAUCCAAGGCAAGGCAGUGUGGGGGGCCUCAGAGGGAAGCAGGAACUCACUGCCAAGCCCAUAGGGAGAGCCCACUCCUGCACUGAGUGCAGGAAAAGUUUUAGCUGCCCCUUGCUCCUGGCUCUCCACAAGAUAAGGCACACUGGGGAGAAGCCCCAUGUACGCGCCACAUGUGGGAAGAGCUUCACCUGCCUCUCGACCCUGCCUGCUCACCACCAGAUCCAUUCUGGACAGCUCCCCCACCGCUUCACCAAAAGGGGGAAGAGCUUUGUGCUGCUCAAAACCCAGGAUGUACACAGGAAGAAGUGUCAGUACUGCUGUGUCACAUGUGGUAAGACCUUCACCCAUUUCUUCUCCCUGGUUCAGCACCGGCGCAUGCACUUGGGGAGGAAGACACGCCAAUGCAAAGAGUGCAGGAAGAACUUCAUCAGCUGGCAAGGCCUGUCCCAACACUCGUGUGUGCAGAGGAUGCAGCAGCCACACUGCUGCACAAAGUGUGGGAAGAGCUUCAGGCAGCCCUCCAGCCUGGCCAGGCACAGGUGCAUGCAGACACGGGAGAAGCCUCAUCAGUGCUCUGUGUGUGGAAAGAGCUUCACCCGCUCUUCCACCCUGGCCCGGCACCAGCGCAUCCACACAGGGGAAAAGCCAUAUCAUUGCUCUGUGUGCGCAAAGAACUUCAGCUGUUCUUCCUCCUUGGCCAGCCACCAGCGCAUUCACACGGGAGAGAAGCCACAUCAGUGCUCUGAGUGUGGGAAGAGCUUCAGUUAUUCCUGCAACCUGGUCCGGCACCAGCACGUCCACCCAGGGGAGAAGCCAUAUCUGUGCUCUGUGUGUGGGAAGAGCUUCAGUUAUCCCUCCGAGCUGGCCCAGCACCAGCGUGUCCACACAGGGGAGAAGCCAUAUCAGUGCUCUGAGUGUGGGAAAAGCUUCAGUUCUUCCUCGCACCUGGCCCAGCACAAGCGCAUCCACACAGGGGAGAAGCCAUAUCAGUGCUCUGACUGUGGGAAGAGCUUCAGUUAUUCCUCCGACCUGAUCCGGCACCAGCGCGUCCACACAGGGGAGAAGCCGUAUCAUUGCUCUGAGUGUGGGAAGAGCUUCAGUUAUUCCUCCCACCUGGCCCAGCAUCAGCGCAUCCACACAGGGGUGAAGCCAUAUCAGUGCUCUGAGUGUGGGAAGAGCUUCAGUUCUUCCUCCCACCUGAACGAGCACCAGCGCAUCCACACAGGGGAGAAGCCAUAUCAUUGCUCUGAGUGUGGGAAGAGCUUCAGUUCUUCCUCCCAAGUGGCCCAGCACCAGCGCAUCCACACAGGGGAGAAUCCAUAUCAGUGCUCUGAGUGUGGGAAGAGCUUCAGUUCUUCCUCCCAACUGGCCCAGCACCAGCGCAUCCACACCGGGGAGAAGCCAUAUCAGUGCUCUGUCUGUGGGAAGAGCUUCACCCAAUCCUCCCACCUGGCCAUGCACCAGCGCAUCCACACAAGGGAGAAGCCAUUUCAGUGCUUUGAGUGUGGGAAGAGCUUCCGUUCUUCCUCCCAACUGGCCCAGCACCAGCGCAUCCACACAGGGGAGAAGCCAUAUCAGUGCUCUGUCUGUGGGAAGAGCUUCACCCAAUCCUCCCACCUGGCCAUGCACCAGCGCAUCCACACACGGGAGAAGCCACAUCAGUGCUCUGAGUGUGGCAAGAGCUUCAGUUAUUCCUCCCACUUGGCCGAUCACCGGUGCAUCCACACAGGGGAGAAGCCAUAUCAUUGCUCUGAGUGUGGGAAGAGCUUCAGUUAUUCCUCCAUCCUGGCCACGCACCAGCGCAUCCACACAGGGGAGAAGCCAUAUCACUGCUCUGAGUGCGGCAAGAGCUUCAGCCAAUCCUCCAGCCUGGUUCGGCACAAGCGCAUCCACACAGAGGAGAAACCAUAUCAGUGCUCUGAGUGUGGCAAGAGCUUCAGUUAUUCCUCCCAGUUGGCUGAUCACCAGUGCAUCCACACAGGGAAGAAGCCAUAUCAGUGCUCCGAGUGUUGGAAGAGGUUCAGUUAUUCCUCCCACCUGGCCCAGCACCAGCGCAUCCACACAGGGGAAAAGCCAUAUCAGUGCUCUGAGUGCGGCAAGGUCUUCAGUUAUUCCUCCAGCCUGGCUCGGCACAAGCGCAUCCACACAGGGGAGAAGCCAUAUCAGUGCUUUGAGUGUGGGAAGAGCUUCAGUAAUUCCUCCCACUUGAUCCAGCACCAGCGCGUCCACACAGGGGAGAAGCCAUAUCAGUACGAGUCUGGUAAGAGCUUCAGUUAUUCCUCCCAGUUGGCCAAGCACCAGUGCAUCCACACAGGGGAGAAGCCAUAUCAGUGCUCUGAGUGUGGAAAGAGCUUCACCUAAUCCUCCCACCUGGCCAAACAUCAGCAUGGCCACACAGGGGAGAAGCCACAUCAAUACUCUGACUGUGGGAAGAGUUUCAGCAUCCCCUUCAAUCUGGCCCAGCACUGGCGCAUGCACAAAGGGGAGAAGCCACAUCAUUGUUCUUAGUGUAGGAAGAGGUUCUCCUACUCCUGCAGCCUGUCCUGAACACCAGUGCAUCUACACAGGGAAGAAGCUACAUCAGUGCUCUGAGUAUUGGAGAUUCUCACCCAUCUCAGCAACCACCAGUGGUGCAUUCAAACCAGCUCCCUCAUGCUGGUGGCCUGCAGAAAGAGUUCCCCCAGGCUUUGCCCCUUGUAGGAAACUGUGGGAGUCCAGAGCUCAGAUGCUGGACAUAUGGUUGGGGGCAGAGGGCUAAGAGGAAAAACCUCAGGCAGAGGUCAGCCCCAAUGUGGGGGGAGGAGACGAGGAGGAGAUGAUCUUUGCAUCAGCCUUGGAGCUUGUGCAUUCCCCAUCAUUCUCUAACAGUAUUCCCAGGGGAAGAAGUGCCUUAACGCUAGGGUGCCCUCUCCCAGACGGCUGACUUCAGAUGACACCUGGGGACUUUUCUUGGCUGCCUCCAAGAUUUCUUCUUCCUCCUGGUCCCGGUAGAUGAGCCCCUGAGUUGCAGGGAGGAGUGCAUUUAUGGCUGGGGAAGCAUUCCCUACAAUUGUCCCUAACCUUGCCUUUCCUCACCUCCCCAUCACCCCUCUUCCGGACCUGCCCAUGCCCAGUGGGGUCUGCAACGAGCUGCCACCUCCGGAGUCUUUUUGGCCUGUUUUGCUCUUCAGCCUCUGCAGAACUGUGCACCACGGGGUGUGUGCUGCUCCCCUGACCUCCUCCCCUUUGUUGUAUUCUCUCUCAUGCCUUCCCCGCUACUAAAACCGCAGAAUUGGA